This is a messenger RNA of Lytechinus pictus (painted urchin), 3062 nucleotides long. RefSeq lists its product as uncharacterized. Lineage: Eukaryota; Metazoa; Echinodermata; Echinoidea; Temnopleuroida; Toxopneustidae. The record is from RefSeq and is a predicted model, not a curated record. The coding region runs from base 1 to 468 and encodes 155 amino acids. The transcript has 4 exons.
AUGGGUUCAGUCCCAUCAAUGAAACCGACUCCAAACCGACCGAUGAUUUUAGUCAAGAAUAUAUCGACUCGAGAACACAACAGGAUUAAAGUUAAGGCAAAGCCAUUCACCUUCAAGGCAGAAAUAAGCUUGGAAUGGAAAGAUAUGAAAGAUUUCUUUCGCGGUUUAGUAAAAGGUUCGUCGACAAAUUCCCGUGAAACCGGGGACACCCGUUCACAUCGAUCAGCCCGUGAUACGGAGCCCGAGAUGAGCGCUGCCGAGUCGGGAGACGGACCCUGGAUAUCGAACCUCAGUCCCGCCGCCGUCGUCGGGACCAUCGUCGGAGGAACCAUCGGAAUCUUCGUCAUCGUCGUGUUGACGGUGAUCAUCUGCUCGUAUAAGAACUACUCAUCGCUGGAGAUGCGGCAGAGAACGUCGGAUGUAUACAGUGGCGGGAACGGGUACCGUCAAGCGGAAAGACGGAUGUAGGGACUUGAUUUGGUAAAACCCAACACUAUCAUGAUCAAGAAAAUUGUCAUCAAACUGGGAGAGUGAUAUACCAGGCUUGUUCGGGUGCUAGGUGUCGAAUGGAGGAAUAAUCAUUAAACCUGAUAUAGUAAAACGGAUGCAUCGCUAGUGCUAUGGACGGCUUGGGACCACUGGACCCCUCCCCUAAAAAGUCCCUCGACCAAGAAAAAAGCAAAGAGGAGGAGGAAAUUAAUAUUAUGAAUAUGUCAAAAUCUGUCAUAAAAUUAGCUUUUAAUUUAGACUUUUUUGAAAAAUUAAACUUCAAUUUAAUUCAAAUAAACGUUUAUUUUCUUCCAACUUACAAGUGCCCCUCAAAAUGUUGGCCCAAUUUUAUAUACUUGAUCAAGACACACAUGUUAAUUAAGGUGCCAAACAGAUUAAAGGAUGCAGGGAGGAAUCUAAAGAAGAUGAGCACAAGGAGAAUAAUUCUGUUGUCGCUCUUAAAAUGUUCUUGUUGUUAUCGUUGUUGUAGACAAUAUCGUUCUUGUUGUCCAUCCGCUCUUUGUUUACGACUUGAUGAAAAUUCCUUUAAAAAUACCAUAGCGGCAACAAAAAAUCAAUAUUAUAAAGGAAGUCGUAAUCAUUGAAUGUCAUUUUUUCUUUGGAGGUUGACUUUUCUUUUUGUUAUUGCUAUUUGCACAAACUCUACAUGCAAGACGCUGUGGGCAAAGACUCAAAUGAGUAUAAUACUGUCACAAGUAUAUGUUUUUUUUUACUAGUGGGGAAAAGAUGAAACAAACAUAAAAAAUCAAUUCGGUAAUCUCUCUGGAUGUAUUAAUGAACACGAAUGAAAUAUGACAAACGCAGUUAUCUUGUAAGAAUACCUUAUAAUGCUUGUUCUAAACGUUAUAGAAAGACUGAUGCAUAGGCCUAAUAUAACCAGAGAGAAAUACAACUAUAACGUGUAUAAUGAACGGCUUAACGAAGAAUUGCAUUUGUCUACAUAAGUUUACAAGGAUUUUCAUGAUUAUGACAGUAUUAUGCAGCUCUGUACAUGGGUCUCGGAAACGGGAGGGGUUGGCUGGGUGGGCUUCAACACCCCCUUUUCAAAACCGUGUACAAAAACGUAAAAAUUACCAUGCUUGUGAUUUUUGCAUGCCCCCCAUAGCUUUUAAAACAAUUUCCCCGCUGUAAAGAGAUGUUGUUGUAGUUAAAGUUGCUUAUUUUCAAAUAGAGUUGUAAUAAAUUUUGUGAUUAAAAUACAGAAUGAAAUCGGAAGAAUACAACAAAUAGUAUUUAAAUUUAAUUUUUUAAAUUAUCAUAAGUAGUAAAAUAUUUCUAGAGCCUUUUUCCCCUUAUCAUUUUUUUUUUCAUUUCAAAUAAACAUUUAUUUUCCUCCAUUUUACAAAAUUUCUUCAUUUUUGUUAACAAGAAUUCAUAUGAAAUCAAUUUCCAUAAAAUAUAUAAAUAUAUACAACCAGUGGCGGAUCCAGGGGGCGCGCCCCCCCCCCUAAUAUUUGAGCGGCGCCUUCGGCGCCGCUCAAAAAAAAGUAUAAGAAAGAAAAGGCGCCGCUUGAAAAAUAAAGGAAAGAUAAGAAAAGAAAAGGCGCCGCUUAAAAAAAUUAUACACUGAUAUAUUUUUUUUUCUUUCAAUAGCAUUUAUUUAAUCAUUUGUAUAUACAUUUCACAUUUAUAUCAAAAUACAUUAAACAUAAUCAAAUAAUACAUACGGAAGACGAUACAAAGAUUUACCAGUACAGUUUUUGUUCAUUUCUAGUCUCCUACGCAAUUCUGAUUUAAAUAAAAACGUUAGAUUUGAUGGUCUAUUGUCUACUUUCCUGUAAUUACGUAACAAAAUUGAUUUAUACACAGUCCAAAAAGCUACAUUAAUGAUAUCAUCUAGUUCUUUGUGCUCGUUAUUUUUUAUCAAAAAAUCGACAUCGAUAAUAACGUGUUUAUUGAAGGCUUUUUUAAUCAGCCAAAUUAUAUAUGACCAAAAAUUUUGAUUUAAUUUACAAGUGAUCAAGGCAUGUGUUAUGUUCUCAUCUACAUGGCAACUAUUACAUUAAGCAUCUUCACUUAUACGCCAUUUACAUAAAUUUCUUUUCACAGGCAAUAAAUUAUAUAGUAUUUUGAAAUUAAAUGAUCUAAGUUUGUUUUCUUUUACUGUUAACAAGUUUCUCUCGAAACAAGUAUUCCAGACUAUACUCUUUUUCGAAAUAUUUUCCCAAAAGAAACAACAACGUGAAUUUGACCCUUCAUGACGUAUAGCAUAAUUGUAAAAGUAUCUUGAAGGUACGUGGUCCAGACAUUUUACUGAGUUACCUAUUUUUAGUUUGGGUAUAUCAAGAUGCGCAGAUCUUUGUAGGUUCUCAAUAAUAGAUUUUGAUAGCCAAAUUUUAGGUAUAGCUUGCCUCAGUUUUGAAUAAUAAAAAAUGACAGAUCUUUUACUAUUUUUAAACUUCAACAUAGAUGAAAUUUCGGAUACAUCUUUAAAGCCUCCAUUAACAUUCAAAAUGUCUUCCAAGUAUAUUAUUCCACUACUGUACCAUUCCUUGAAAAAUAGUGGUGAUUUAUUAAAAACAAUAUAAUGAUUAAACCAUAAAAUAUUUUCU